AUCGUCCAUCAAAUACAUUAAAAAUCACCUGACAUUUGUUAUAAUAUUUGCUUUGAAAAUAAAAUGUUUUAGAUAAAAACCAGCCAUGGAUAAGGAGGAAAGCCCGGCUAAAGCCGAAAGCGUAAAAAAACCCGCUCGCUUUUCGGUUGAGAAAAUUAUACGAUACACUUUCGUUGGUCUGAUUGCUCUCUCCCUUGGCUACCUCCACUACCUCUACGUCUCAACACUCUUCGAGAACAACCUCAACUUCUCUCACCUCUCCACCAUGGAACGAGAGAUCUCACUUCGGACCGAGAUGGGCUUCUACUACUCGUACUACAAGACUGUAGUGGAAGAGAGACCGUUCAUAGCCGGAGUGUCGAAACUCAUGUAUGACCGGCUCGUAGAGUUCCCGAAGGAGGUUAAUGCGUUUAACAGAUUCAACAUCGCCCCGGAGGUCCUGAUUGGAGCGAUGUACCGCUAUCUAGAACCGUGGCUAAACACCUCGACAUAUCGGCAGUGUCACAUGGUGUACCGCGGCGACGAAGUAGAGCCCGUCCAAAGCUGUGUGGGCCUCGGAGAGCCCAUGCUGUUCUAUUUGGAGGCUGUAUGGUGGUUGGCCGGGCUGUUGGUAGCGGCGCUGUUUCUCUCGGCAUAUAGUUUGAGCGAUAGCGUGCUAGGCGGGCUGCUAGCCGUCGCGCAGUACUUCGCGAACCAUGCUGAGUGUACCCGGGUACAGUGGGCGCCGAACGAGCGAGAAAACAUGGCCGCUCCGUUACUACUGCUACAGAUGGGCCUAGUAGCAACUCAAUUGCGAAACGGUCGCACGUACUGCCGUGUGCAGGUGUCAAUCUUCAUCGUCAACUGCCUCUGCCUCCUUUUCUGGCAGUUCUCCCAAUUCGUCUUCCUCACACAAACCGUCAUUUUCUUCCUAAUGGAACAACUCAAAAUAAUCGACCUUAAGGCCCUCUGUAUUUUCCUCCACUCACACUUUUGUGGUCUCCAUAUGGCCGUCUUACUGCUACAAGGAAACGAUAUGCUAAAAACUUCUUUGUAUACCUCAUUUUUCUUAGUUGUGUCUACGUAUUGUUUAUUUUUUAGCUCAUUUAGAAUAAAAGUGCAAAAUAGGUUAGAUUUAUUCGUGGAAGCGUGGUUAAUUAUUCUAAGAUUAUUAAUAGUUAUAACAUCAUCCUUUUAUUUAAAGCAUUUAAUAAGUGAUUUUCUUGAAAUACAAGACGAUACUCAUGUAUGGGAUAUUUUGUAUUCUAAAUUUACUAGUUAUAAAAACUUUCAUACCUUGUUGUAUACUUGUUCGGAAGUAUUUGACUUUUUGCCUCUAAGUACUGUUGUUAAUAUGACAAAAACAUGUCUAAUACCUAUGGUUGUGUUUGGCGUGUGUGUCCGCGUGUAUUCGUGGUUUGGAGGAGAGAAGAAGACUGAGAAAAAGGAGGUUCUAGAAGAUGAAGACAGCGGGAUAGAGAAUAAUGCUGAUAGCAAAGAAAAGAACGACGUUGAAAUGGACAUGACAGACUCCACAGUGCGUUAUCUGCGGCGGCUCAAAAUUGAGCCGGCCGUGGUAUACCAAGUGGCUCAACUGUGCGUGUUCGCGAUACUAGCGGCUCUAGUCAUGCGGCUCAAACUGCUACUGGGCAUGCAGCUGUGCGUUGUGAGCGCGCUCGCCGUGAACGCUAACCACAAGGUCCCUCCGUCGGUACGAAAAUACUUGCCACUGUGCUGGGUGGCGGGCUGCGCCGCGCUCGCGCACCGCCUCAGCGUCAAUAUGGGCGCUGAAAUGUCACAUAUAAGUGAAUUCAGCGAUUUUCAACAAGAAGAGCUCCUCAACUGGAUCUUAAAAGAGACAGGAGCGAAAGCGGCUUUCGCGGGAUCCAUGCCCAUACUGGCCACCGUCAUGCUAGUGACGCGGCGGCCUAUAGUGGCGCAUCCACACUAUGAGAACAAGGAGGCGAGAGCCCGCGCUUACGCCGUAUACAAAACUUAUGGUAAAUUCACAACAGAUGAGUUGUAUAAAGAGCUGACGGCUCUCAAGGCCAUCUACCUCAUCGUCGAGAACAAAUACUGCUACGGCAGGAGUCGGCAGGGCUGCUCGUUCGAGGACAUCUGGGAGUCGGAGUACCCCUCCCGCCGCGGGCCGCGGGCCUGCCACGCGCUCCUGUCCGGCACGCAGGACCACUUCUACCCCGUGUUCCGGAACAACCACUACGCCGUGUUCCGGCUCCACGACUACAGUGUCAGGUACAUGCCUCGUAGCUUUGACACUUGACAGCCGGCCGGCAUCGACGACCUGGCCACACACCAGUUAGAGUGAGACGCGUGUACCGUUCUCUCUCUUUCUGAAGGACAUAGGUAGUGAAUAAGUGCCAAUAUUUUUAAAGGACUAACUAUGAAAAUAAUUCUUAAGUGUCAAAAUUUACCUUUAGUCAAAUUUAACUGUAGAAGAUUUGUUGUUUAACCUUUUGAACGCCACAGACGGCAAUUGACGUCAACGCAAAAUCGUGACAACGACGCCAAAGACGGCAUUUGACGUCGAUCGUUUUUUGAUGAAAUUCUACUGAAAAACACCCCACUUUUAGGUUGGCAUUAUUUAUUCACUAAACUAAAUUUUACCCCCGUGGCGUCAGUGGCACGGCAAAUGGAUGCGCCGUUUGGCGUUCAAAAGGUUACACAUUCAGGGCCAGGAACCCGACUGUCGGGUACACUGUUCGUAGCGACUAUGCCCUCCAUACGGCAAAGACGUGGCUACGCGCUACGAACGUAACCCGUAUCACUUAGUGGCAAUGAAUGUGCUAAAUAAAUAUCGUACCUGAUUUGGACAGCUGAAUUAGAUGGCGCAGUACGGCAUCAUGACUACAAUGACAAUAUUCAACUAUCCUCCUAAGGCCCAAGGUCCUACCCAUAGUAUCUUCAGUUCAAUGAAAUUUAAAUCAUAUUCGAUUGGAACAGAGUUGCUUUUGCUUUGGUUCGUCCAGUUUUUGAACAACGCAAAAUCGACUCUAUUUCCUAGCCUUUAGGUUCAAAUUUCUGUGGCAAAUAUUGCAUUUUUCACUUGUAUGGCUGGGCUUGCCAACCAGAGUUACAGCAUUAAUGCAUUUUUUUUUUCAAAUAAAUAUUAUUCUAUUAUUCUAUUCUAGCUGGCCCAACCCGCAUUGGGCCAGCGUGGGGACUAUAGCCCAAGCCCUCUUGCGAGUGAGCGGAGGCCUGUGCCCAGCAGUGGGACGUAUAUAGGCUGAAUGAUGAUGAUGAUGAUUCUAUUCUAAUGCGCGGAGUACGCCAUCUACAACGACUGUCAAAUUUCAAAGCACGAUUUCUUUGACGUUUGCCUUUAGUUUGUGACUUUUAGAUGGACUCUAUCAUAAUAAUUAUUAAGUAAAUAUUACAACUGUCAUACGAUUUGGCGGCUUAUUUCAAAUGUUCACUAUUUUGUGUGUAU
This is a messenger RNA of Cydia splendana, 3427 nucleotides long. RefSeq names its product protein C-mannosyl-transferase DPY19L1. Gene Ontology annotation, cellular component: nuclear inner membrane. The coding region runs from base 86 to 2260 and encodes 724 amino acids. NCBI's taxonomy places the organism in Eukaryota, Metazoa, Arthropoda, Insecta, Lepidoptera, Tortricidae. Gene Ontology annotation, molecular function: mannosyltransferase activity. The transcript is spliced from 12 exons. The record is from RefSeq and is a predicted model, not a curated record.